Molecule: messenger RNA, 435 nt
Organism: Cantharellus anzutake
Lineage: Eukaryota; Fungi; Basidiomycota; Agaricomycetes; Cantharellales; Hydnaceae
Exons: 1
Coding region: 63-329 (88 amino acids)
Source: RefSeq, a predicted model, not a curated record
UCUGCUGUUCCUGAGGAAGGAUGCACGAGCAUUACAUAAACGUAUAAGCCUGUGACCUCCACAUGUAUAUCAAGCACAUCCUUAUUUGCGUUCUCUUCUUUUUUCCUUUCGUUCCCACUCUGUCAUAUAGGGCAUAUUGCAGUGACAUUUGGAUGUCGUCCAGAUCUGAGACAGAUCCAGAAAUAUUAAGUAAGGGUUCGUGGUCAAGUCAUUACGGCCCGAAUAUGUGCGAUGCGAACGACGUGCUAGCUGAAGAGACCCAGAGACCUGGUUGUGACCAAUCCGUAAGCACUAUCAUUACGGCUAACAUAAAGCUACAGUCUGGGUAGAACAUGGAUGAAGCCCAGGUACAUACCCUUGAUGAUGUGUACUGAAAUGAUUACCAACAGCCUGAGAGUUGAAAGUCUUUCCCCCACUUGAAGUGCCACGCAAAAG